AUGGGUAGUCUCUCUUUCCAGGCAAGUAACGGUAUCAUAUGGCCAACAUACGUGGUUUUACUGCUUAGUGCGUCCGCUGUGGCGUACUGGAAGCGGGAUAGUAAGACUUUCUUGAGUGCUAAUGGUACUCAGAAGGCUUUGCCUCUGGCAUUUAACUUUGUCGCAUCUGGUUUGGGUUGUGGUGUGCUUAGUGCAUACCCACAAAUUGCUAAUAUCGAUGGGUUGCACGGCUUGCUAGUGUAUGCCUUAGCUGGUGGUUUGCCCAUGUUUUUGUUUGCUUUCUUGGGUCCUAUUAUUAGAAAGAAAACUCCGAAUGGGUUUGUUUUGACUGAGUGGGUUUUCCAUAGGUUUGGUCUGCUUACUGGAUGGUAUUUGGGUGCUUGUACUAUCUUGACCGUUUUCCUGUUUAUGGUGAGUGAAGUGGCUUCUUUAAAAUAUGCGAUUGAAACCAUUGCUGGGAUCAAGGCUUUGCCCGUGAUUAUUAUCGAAUGUGUGGUUACUACCAUUUACACUACGAUCGGUGGGUUUCAUAUCUCGUUCAUCACCGAUACGUUGCAAGUCAGUGUUGUGUUUGUUCUAUUGAUUAUCGUUGCGUGUGCAAUGGGCAAAUACGUUCACAUUGACAGUUCGAUGAUCGAACCUUCUGGUCUGCUCAAGGCUAACAAGCUAGGUUGGCAAUUGGUUUACAUUUUAACGUUUGCUAUCUUCACGAACGAUUUCUUCAUGAGUGGGUUCUGGCUUAGAACUUUUGCUUCAAGAUCAAACAAGGAUCUAAUGAUCGGCUGUUCGAUCGCUUGUGUUAUUUUAGUGGUUUUUGUCACUGUCAUCGGUGUCACUGGGUUUAUCGCCGUCUGGGCAGGCUUGAUCUCAGUCGCAGAUGAAGAAAACUCCGGUGCGGCUUUCUUCAUCCUACUGGCGCAGCUACCUUCUUGGGUCAUGGGGUUCACCCUGGUGUUUGUUGUUGUGUUAUCCACUUGUACCUUGGAUUCUUUGCAAAGCGCUUUGGUGUCAUCGGUCUCCAAUGAUGUCUUUAGAAACAAGAUUCCCAUCAUGUACGUUCGUGGGUUGGUCUUGCUAGUGAUGGUCCCUGUUGUCGUUGUUGGUCUGAUCGCUGAAGACGUUUUGAGUAUCUACCUGAUUGUUGAUCUGCUCUCCAGUAGUGUUGUGCCAGUACUAGUCUUUGGUCUGUCUAAGAGAUUCGAAAAGUACUGGACUGGUUGGGAAGUCGUUGGCGGUGGUCUUGGAGGUAUUCUAGCCACCUGGAUCUUCGGUACCGUUUACUACGACUCCCCUGAGGAAGGUGGGAAACUAUUACUGAUUACCAAUGGGUUGUACGCCGAUGAUUGGGGUACCUUUGGUGCGUUUGUUGUCGCACCAUUUGGUGGUAUUGCCUUUGGUUUCUUCAUCAUGCUUAUCAGACUGGACUGCGUCAAGCUUUACAGCAACAAGGACGGCGUAUUCCACAGAUCUGCCAACAAAGUCGGUGCCGUUACUGGUAUUACUGGCUUGCAUCGCUUCUACAGACACUGGGAAGACCGUCUAAUCACACGUUCAAACGUUGAAGUAGUUAACGAAACCGAGAGUCUCACACUACAAAACACGACAACCUUGGACAAGAAACAAUCUGCAGUUGACACUUACCAGUCUACUCUCUUUGCCGAAUAA
This is a messenger RNA of Torulaspora delbrueckii, 1665 nucleotides long. RefSeq lists its product as uncharacterized. Gene Ontology annotation, molecular function: transmembrane transporter activity. Gene Ontology annotation, biological process: transmembrane transport. Lineage: Eukaryota; Fungi; Ascomycota; Saccharomycetes; Saccharomycetales; Saccharomycetaceae. Gene Ontology annotation, cellular component: membrane. The record is from RefSeq and is a predicted model, not a curated record. The transcript has a single exon. Bases 1 to 1665 code for a protein of 554 amino acids.